Schistocerca americana (American grasshopper) is the source of this 6840-nucleotide messenger RNA. RefSeq names its product bone morphogenetic protein receptor type-2 (gene wit). Gene Ontology annotation, biological process: protein phosphorylation; BMP signaling pathway; cellular response to growth factor stimulus. The record is from RefSeq and is a predicted model, not a curated record. Gene Ontology annotation, cellular component: signaling receptor complex; plasma membrane. The transcript has 14 exons. Lineage: Eukaryota; Metazoa; Arthropoda; Insecta; Orthoptera; Acrididae. Gene Ontology annotation, molecular function: ATP binding; transforming growth factor beta receptor activity. Bases 468 to 3731 code for a protein of 1087 amino acids.
UGGUGGUGGUGGGUCGUUAGUGCAGAACACGCAGCGGGGUGAGGGAGGUUGUGUAUUGAUGGCAGGGUGUCGUCGGACCGCAAGUGCUCAUAUAGUGACUGGUUGUGAAGAACGAGUGUUUUGUUGAAAAUUAUGUUGCUCAAGAGACUGCCUUUGAUGUGAACUUUGGUAUUGUUUACGGACUAAAUGUCAUUUGUUAUAAGGUUAUGCAUCUGACGUUUGAGUGCAUCUCCACUUUGUAAUUAACGAAACAAAACCUCUCUACUCAGUGAAGGAUACGGCUUACCUGGACCAAACGAUAGCUUUUAACUUACGUUUUACUACAUACGUUUGGACAGUCUGCCGCUGCCAUAUAACGAUCCGUUUUGCAACACUCUAUAAUGGAAAGAAUAUAGAGAUAUAUUAUCAUGGGAUGCAGAUCUGCAAAUUCUGAGCAUCUGCUGCAUUAACUUUUAUGAUGCCAUUACAUGGAAGAGACCAUUUCUGUUGUUAAUAAAAUGGGUAUUAUUACCACAGCAGUUGCACUUCUUGUACUGAAUUAUGCUAAAGGUCACCAAGUAUAUGAAUCCAGGAUCUGUGCUGAGAAAAAUGUUCAGAUGCACCAUGCACCUGAUUCGCAUGAAUAUUUGAGCACAUUUAAAGCAGAGGAAAAUAGCACACAUACCAACAAAACAUGCGAGAGAUCUACGAAUUUCUGUUACGCGUACUGGGAGACCAACGGGACUGCUGUUACUUUCAUAAAACAAGGUUGUUGGGAGGUUUCUGGGAAGAGUGACUGCAUUCAGACAAAAUGCAUUGCUGACAAACCAUCAGCUGCACGAAACAAUUCAAGAUUUUGCUGCUGUUCAGGCAACUUGUGCAAUGUGAACUUCAUUGAUGAUUAUGUUAUGCCCACAGAGGACAUUACUACUGCCCUGUCACGUGCUACAAGUUUAAUGGAACCUGCUGACGAUGGAUAUCGAACUAUUCUCAUUGCCUUAGUUUGUGGCCUUGUACUAGUGUUAAUUUCUGUGGGUGUUGGAGUAAUCGUUUUGUGGAAAAUACAUGAAGCCUCUAUUUACAAGCAGACAGCUGAUGCUGUUCAUCUUAUGGACAAUGGAAGUCCAGGAAAUUACCAAUCCGACACCUAUGCCUUGGAGCACCUAAAAAUAUCCACAAUUGUAGGCCAGGGGCGAUAUGGAUGUGUGUUUAAAGGAACAUUGCUUGACAAGGAAGUUGCUGUAAAAAUAUUUCCAGGCCACCACAGACAAUACUUUCAUAAUGAACGUGAUAUCUAUUGCUUACCAUUCAUGGAUAAUCCUGCUUUGUUAACAUAUUUUGGGUCAGAUGAACGUGUGAGUGCUGAGGGAUACAUUGAUUACUUGCUGGUGCUUUCAUAUGCCACAAAUGGCUGCCUUCAGGAUUAUCUCAGGAGUAAUUUGGUGGACUGGAAUUGUUUAUGUAGAAUGGCACUAUCUGUUGCAAAGGGUCUAGCUCACCUACACACAGAUAUCCGUAAAGGAGACAAAUUUAAGCCAUGUGUAACACACCGUGAUCUCAACUCAAGAAAUAUUCUUGUGAAAGCAGAUUUAUCAUGCUGUCUUUGUGACCUGGGAUUUGCCAUGAAGAUUUCUGGUUCAAAGUAUUUUUACAACGGUGAAGAGCAGCAUGCAGAAACGAAAUCGAUCAAUGAUGUUGGCACCUUACGCUACAUGGCACCAGAAGUAUUAGAGGGAGCAGUGAACCUUAGAGAUUGUGAAUCAUCACUAAAGCAGAUAGAUGUGUAUGCAUUAGGAUUAGUGCUAUGGGAAAUAGCAACACGGUGCGCAGAUCUAUAUCAGCUUGGCACCUCUGUACCUCCUUAUAGUAUGCCUUUUGAAGCUGAAGUUGGUCACCAUCCAACAUUUGAACAGAUGCAGGUGCUUGUCUCUCGACACAAAGCUCGUCCUUUGUUUCCGGAGGGGUGGCGUGACUGGGCUGCUGUGAGGCUGUUGAGAGAAACAAUAGAAGACUGCUGGGACCAGGAUGCAGAGGCAAGAUUGACUGCCCUCUGUGUUGAAGAGAGGAUUCAAGAACUGCCAUCACUUUGGGAUCGCAUGAGAGCAGCUAUAACAACAUCAGGAAUGAGUCCUACUGUCAAUCCUACAGUCAAUCCCACGUUCACAUCUGCAACGCUGAGUCAGCUACCUGGUGUAGUUCGGACUACCAAUAACAAUAACAACAGCAGCAGUGGCACCAAUACCAACUAUAACUACAAUAAUAAUUCAAGUAACAUGGGUCAUAUGAUCAGUUCUGGAUUACAUGAGAAGCAACUACCAGAUUCUCUGGAAAAUACUGAUUAUUCUGUUAAGUCGGGAAGUGGAACUUGUGGCAAAGAUGCCUGCGAGUCCAAUUUGUCUGAAGGCACUAUAGAAACUACUGUGACAAUAUCUCCUUCAGAUUCUCAUGCAGAGUCUUCAUAUAAAAAUUCAAAUCAGACAUUUGUUCCACCUGGAGGCACGCACACUUUUCCUUUGUCUUCUGGGCUAACUUCUUCAGUGCAACAUCAGAGAGCAUCACUGCAGCCAUAUCAAGGACGAAAUCCAUGCAUGGAGAGGAAUUUGAUGCUGACAGCACCUUCAGACGAGGACUUAGCUUGUAAUGGAAAUACGUUAGUUGACAGGUCUUUCAAGCAUGCUUCUGCUAGUAAUUAUUUAAUAAACACUGCAUUGUAUGAGCCUCAGGCACUUGUUUCACAUGAUUAUCUUAGUACAUCACAGUUGACAGCUGGUAACAAUAGCAUAAGACCUGCAACACCCAUUCCUUAUGUACAAAAUGCUGUCUAUGACACAAAUUCUACAUGUACCGGAAUUCCAAAACAACCCAAUAUUCCUGGAAAUGGCUCAGCUGUUGAUGGUGUAACACAUACUAAAAGUUCACAUUGGUCAAACUGGGGAAAAGGUAGUAGUAGAUGGGAGGGAUUUAAAAAAUAUUUGGAUUCAAAAACAAAAUCACUUUUUGGCAUGUCAAAGGAACGAGAAGCCCAUACUGUUGAUUCAGGGAAUACUGUUGUAAAGGAAUUUGAUGAGGUGGAUGACGAUGUGAAAUCUAACUUAUUAGCUCGCCAAACUUCGGUUACUGUAGCUCCUUUAUCAAAAAGAUCCCCAGUAUUAAUGGAAACAAAGGUUUGUGUUUCACCACCUGAUAAACUUGUGAAUGGUGUUAGUACAAAUACUGGUGUAGUUACAUCUGUAAUGUCACCAUUGAUCUCAACUACAAAUAGAAAUGACAAUGAAAAUAAAGACAGCAAAGUGACGAAGAGUCAGAGACCAUGUACAUUAGCACUGACACCUGCAAAACCAACAAUGGUGUGUGAAGAUACGUCUGUUGCUGUGUCUCGCCAGAAUCUCAAGGAACAGAUCCAUCAAGUUUUCCGCAACAGAAGUAAUGAAAAUGCAUCUCGUUUAAAGGACCCAAAUUUAAGGGUGAAGACUCCUGGUGAUGUUCCACCUUCUGUUAGGAGAAACCGUGGUAAAGGAGGUACUGCACGGUUUUCAUUAUAUGAUGAUAGAAUGAUGAUUACUAAAGAAUUCAGUAAAACUUCAUGUGCAAAUACAGAUAUGAAAACUAAUAGCAGUCAAAUUUUUUCAAGCUCAGUACCAACAAACAUUGACAUUUCUUGUAGUUCAGAGAUACUUGAAAAGGUUGUGCCCUAUUCCUCGCAGAAUGACAGAAAACUGAAACUUAGAAGUAAUGACGCAUGUAGCUGCUAAAACUGUUGAUAAAACAAAAGAUAUUGCAAUUGUGAUACUAUAAGAGCUUUCAGUAAAUUGUACUUUUAAGCAAGUUUUGGGCUGCACAAAAGUUUCUGGCAACGUCAGGAGCUUUAUAUUUAGGUAACUUAUGGGCUGUAUAGAAGUUUCUGGCAAUGUCAGGAGCUUUAUAUUUAGGUAACUUAUGGGCUGCAUACAAGUUUCUGGCAAUGUCAGGAGCUUUAUAUUUAGGUAACUUAUGGGCUGCAUAGAAGUUUCUGGUUGUGCCAGGAGCUAAAUAUUUUAAGAAACUUUUGGGCUGCAUCAAAGUUUCUGGCAAUGCCAGGAGCGUGAUACAUAGUGAGUAUCAUUACUUGUAAUAUAGUUGUAACUUCCAAAGAUUUAAGUAAGGCCUCCUGUGAUUAAUGAAAGAAAGGUACUGCAUUGUUUUUCUUUAUAUUUGCUAAGUUUCUUCAGAUCUCCAGUGAAUAUUUCAUUUUGUCUGUAGCACUUGGUUUUAUCAUUACUAUUAAAUAACAGAUGUUGAAUGCAUUAUGCAGGGACUUAUUGUCAGUGUCUGGAACUGCCACUUGUUAUAGCUGAAUAUCAUCAGUUUUUCUUCAUUUUCUUGUGGCUCUGCAGUCUUUCAUUUGUGUCAUCAGUUCAUAAUUAUGAUUGAACUGAAAGUGUAAAAUAGCUUAUAGCAGUUAGUUGCAACUGAUUAAUAUUUGUUUAUAAUAUUUUAUCAUUUUGUAGAGAGAUUACUUCUGUAACUAUACAUCCUUGACAGAAUACUGCCUUUGUCAGUCACCAUUUUAGACCCACAAGUUACUGUACAUAAUCUGCUAUGAUUUCAAGUGUUUCUUGCUAUGUAAGUUAUUUUCAUCCCAAUUCAUCAGAAAGGUAGGGGAGAGAGAGAGAGAGAGAGAGAGAGAGAGAGAGAGAGAGAGAGAGAAAACAGACAUAAUGUUUAUGUUUAAGUGUUGCAUUGUCAUACAGAGAUCAUUCAUUUAGAAUCAUUUAGAAUGUUGUAUAAGUAAGUGAAUGUAUUCCAUAUUCUAAUUUUAUGUGAAGACAAGUAAGGCAGUUCCCAUUUUCUACUGCCUGUAAGGAAGUAUGUGAUGCAGUUUCACACUGCUCAUCCUUCAACUGACAGUUAAGCAAUAGCAGUCCAUAAACCAAGAGCAAAAUGUUGAGGUUAAAUGAUUUAUCUGGGCUGUUAUAGUUAAGGCCAAAUUUUCCAAGAAAAUUCAGUUUCAGUUGGAACAAAAUGCUAACCUUUUUUCUCAUAUUUUUGGUCCAUCACAGGUACUCUGAGCACCAGUUGUUGUGUUCUCUCUUUAUGUGCUGAAAGACUCUUGAUCUCAGACAGAAUUAUUCAUGUAACCAGCAAGAGAUGCAAUUGCAUGUGAAAUGACAAAUGAACUGCAAGUGAAAAAUUACUCUUGCUGUAGACUCAAAUAAAUUUUACAGCUUAUCAUGCUUAUUAUUUGAACUGGGGCUAUUCCUGUGGUCUGAAAAUAGUUAUGUCUCAUUGGCAUUCAGAUCUGUAAUUACAGCAUUGUAAUGUGUAAAUGGCACAUUUACAGUUUAUGAAAUUUUAUGACUAAAGAGUGUUCUUAAAUUCUAAUCGAGUUUUACCUUUGCAUCCUGCCAGUUCAGAAAGAUCCUAAAUUUUGUGAGUGGUUCAAUGUAUAUUCAUACCCAGUGGUCAAAUUUUAUGACAAAGUGAUGAUCGUGCAAAUGUUAAUUGCAACAAAAAGAGGCAUAAUGUUUGUGAAAAUAAGUGAAGGUUCAAAAAUUUUUUAUGACUGUGGAAAGUAAUGGCUUUUCAGUGAAGUGUCCUUAGUUAUCUCAUUUUUCAAAUAGUUUUAAGAAAGAAAGCUAGUACACCUUUAAUGUCAAAUAAGUUUCCAAUUUAUGAGUUAGCUGUUUUGAAGUGUCACUAAGUUCUGUCUGUUUAAAGUUUUCUGCAUUUUAAUCACUCCGUCUUCAUGUACUGCAUUUUAAGUAUGUCCGGCCAUCCUGAUUUAGGUUUUCCGUGAUUUCCCUAAAUCACUCCAGGCAAAUGCCGGGAUGGUUCCUCUGAAAGGGCACAGCCGACUUCCUUCCCCAUCCUUCCCUAAUCCGAUGAGACCGAUGACCACGCUGUCUGGUCUCCUUCCCCAAACAACCAACCAACCAUUUUAAGUAUUCCAUGUCUGUGAUAAUGUUACCAAAAUUAUUGAUCCAAGAAGUGAUCUGACACGCGUGUCAUUUUGUAUGGGAGUGGGCUUUAAAUAUUAAAUUUUGUUUUUUAUUCUCAGUAACUGGCAGAAUAUCACCUGGAGGGGAUCAUUUGAAUGUAGCAACUUGUGGAAAUUAACUUCUGAACUGAUGAGGUAGUGUUUACAUAAAAUUGCACUUUCUCAUUUUAUGAAGAUUUUGUAAUCUUCAUAUGUUGUAUACUUUCAUUAUUGACUGAAAUUGGAUUUUUAGGUAAAAGUUUUGCUGAGUAGUAUCAGAGGAAAACUCAGUCGAUGAAUUAAUAAAUUAUGGCACAGAAUUGCUUGCAAGUGCUUAUCUUCAGGAGGCAAUAUAUGUAGCACUGCUAAUAGACAAAUAUAAAAGUAAAAGGUGCACAUUUUCUAGCUUUCAGAAUUAAUAGUUCCUUCGGCAGGGAGGAGAGGGGUAUAUGCUUUUGCACUCCAUUUACUUUUAUGUAUGUCUAUUGGUGGCACGAUAUAUUUACUGGCCAGCAAUUCUGGCUCAUAAUCUAUUAGUUUACUGAAUAGUGUUAUGGAUAAAAACUUGUAGCUAACUUUCCUCUUCUCACUAUAUAUUCUUGUUUUGUACUGAGUUAUCUGCUUUUGGAAUCUAAUCAUAAUUUUAUGUUGCCUAGUGAAGUAUAUGGCUUCAUGAAAUUUUUGUAACUGUUAUAAUCCAAACAUUUUGAGACUUUGCUGCCAUAAAAUUCACAAUUUCAUUUUAAUAACAUAGUGUCAUAUAAUGCAUGUAAGAAGUAUGUGAAGCUUUCUAGUAUUCAGGGAGAACUUUUGGAUAAGAUAUCAUAUAAGAAAUAAAUCAGUAUAUUAACAUUUCAUUCAGGUAACAUUUGCUAUAAUGUUAUUUCUCUAGUUCUUUAUUUACA